This is a messenger RNA of Paramuricea clavata, 5151 nucleotides long. Lineage: Eukaryota; Metazoa; Cnidaria; Anthozoa; Malacalcyonacea; Plexauridae. The record is from the annotation of a GenBank genome assembly.
CACAAAACAGUGCAGACUUCAACAUGGCGGAAAAAUAAGGAGUGAUAUAAAAUGUCUGUGCAGUUUUAUUCUUAAUACCUUUCAAUAAAGUCAAGCAAUCAAGUAAUAAAAUAUCUGUUAUGCGACGAGCAAAGAGUACAGCAUCCAGUGGUAUAAAUUCUGGUGGGAAUGCCGUCCCCAAGUUAUUAAGGGAUCUCCAUCAACUUAUACAUCAAGUUCAGGUGUGUGGGCCAGUGUGGCCAAUUUAUAGACUUCUCUCAUCACACAUUGUCCGACCAAAUUUUACGUUUUGUUUUAUCAAAGCUUUUUUUAUGACUGGACAUGUGCCCAAUUGAUUUAGGCUGGUGAAAUGUCCAACUUAUGAAGAAAAAAUGUUGUGUGUUUGAGUGAGGCCAAAAGCUACUGCUGAAAGUAAAGCCUAACUCCGGCAGCAGAUUUUAUUAAUAUGAAAAUAUAAAAAAAUACAUAUUUUCUGCUAUCCAGUGCAUAUCGCUACCCAGCCUUGGUACAUGCAACCGGCCCCAGGACUGGUAGAUAUACUGUAUUUACUCUCUUGUGUAUUAUUGAUUGGUGAUGAUAGCCUGAGCGAAGAUAACAGACAACUACGGAUUAAGCGGGAUACAACUACAUUAUAAAUAUAAGCAGUUGAACUUUGACGUUUCGAGCGAAGGCCCUUCAUCAGGAGUUAGUGUCAGGUAGUUGUAUGUCUUAAUCCGUAGCUGUCUUUCAAACUUGUUACCAGACCAUUUUUGCCGGCAUGUUGUCCCCAUAGGAGUAGGAAAGAGAAGGACUCUCCUUUUCUCUUGAACUUCCUAUUUAAUUUUUACUAAAUAUAUGUUAUCUUGAUACAGGACGAACGAAACAGAAAUGAACAUACGUUGAUGAAUAUCUCCAAAACACAUGAACGUAUGAAAUCUGAAGCAAAAGGUAGGAUAUUUUUUUGGUAAAGUAAAACUGUUCUGUGUGGGACUAAUCCUAAGUCUUUGAUGUUUAUAGUGUCAUCGUAUUUUAAAAGUAAACUGAAAGGAUUAUAUGGUGCGGCAAUUGCAGAUUGUGAGGCUGAAGCUGAGUAAGUUUUACACGUCUAUUCAAUUCUUGGGUUUCAAUCGCGUGAUGUUUUAGCAAAUUUGACUCACCUGAGGCAUCAAGUAUCCGACUGAGGUCAACUAAAACAACAAAGAAACAAAUGGCCGUCAAUGCAUCUCGAGUGUAAAUGAGUCUCACACUAUUAUAUAAAACAAUAUAAAAGUCGUACUCUACGCUUGAUACAGACCCUUGGUCCAAGCAGUCUGACUAUUGCAGUCAGCCAAUGCAAUCUAAUGCAGUCCAGUACAUUCUAUUGUAAUCCAAUUCAGUCUAAUACUGUAUAAUGGAGGCUAAUGCAGCCUAUAAACACAAGCUAAUACUUCACCCCAUGCCAGAAACUUCAUUUCAAGUUGCAGCAUGUAUGAAUGAAUGAAUGAAUGAAUGAAUUUAAUUUAAUUUGACACCAACAUUACAAAAAAAAAAGUGACUUUUAUAUCUCCAUUUCUCAUUCUGUUCUGGCGUCUAAUGCCAUCAUGAAUGCUUUCUUCUCAGUCUUUUGAUUACAAUUUUUCUAUUUUUCAUCUUGACAAGACUUAUCCGAAGAGCUACAGAUAAAAUUGCAAAUAUUCAAGCACUGACAAAUGAAGGUGCUCAAGGUUUGUUGUAUAUUAUACAUUCCCUGUUUUCAUUUGAUGUCGGAAAAUCACCAAUGAUAUGUGUCGCGUUUCACAAUAUUCAGGUAUGCAAUAACAUUCCUAACAUCGUGAAAUCAACAUCUGGGGAUGGCGACAUCUGAUCGGUCUGAGAGAAAUUAUGCUGAGAUUGGCUAAUAAUAGUUUGGAUUUUUAGCAGUAAUAAGUGCCUACAGUACUCGCGUUCAUACGCGUGUAGAACGCGUUCCAAAAUAUUUUGACAGGAAAACGUGACACAUUUUUUUUGGUUUUGGUAAUGGCAUAAAUAUUGGCUUCAUAUUUUAGGUCGAAGCCAUGUAGAUGGAAGUGGAUUAGAUAUAGAGCCGAGCAGAAAAGCUGGCAUGAGAAGAGGUGUUCUUAUGACUAUACUUCAACAAAACGCAGCUCAAUUACCUAUGUUCAUGGGAAAAGCCUCCGAGAAGUAAUUUUGCUGUUUACAGUAUUUUAUAAAGUAGUUGGUUAUUUGAUCCCUACAGUCAAGUAGUUUGAUCAUACAAUCGGGUAGUUUGAUCUUUAGCAGUUGUUUUAAAACUUUGCAUUUGUUUUGCCGUUUGUCUCUAGUGUACCUCCUCUAUGCGGGUCAAUUCCUCCUGCAGCAAACUACGCACCAGAUCCUGGUGAUCAUGUAAGUACUAUUUAAAACACAACUGCUUUAUCAGAUAUAAAACGAGGCGACAUCCAAUGGCUUAAAAAAAGGCCCAUCUUAUGAGUUAAUUGCGAAGUAAUUUAAAAAAUCAACGUUGUAUACUUGGUCAAGGUUGCCGCUCGUGUUAGGACUCCUGAUGGAGAGGAACAGUGGAUUCUGGCUGAAGUUGUCUUAUUCAAUCCAUCCACAAACAAGUAUCCUUUUUUCUAUGCUCAUUUUCAUAUUCAUGUCAAUAGCAAAAAGAAAUUGUUUGCAUGAUUAGAGUUGUAUUAAAUUUACAGAAAUGAUAAAAAUUGAGAGUUCGCUCGAAAUGUUCGUUGUUCCCUGCAGUGUCGGUGUGAAACAAAGUUUUUCAUAUUUCUGGGAAUAACAAAUGCUACAUCUAAAUUUUAUUAUGGUUAGAGCAAAAACUUCGUCUAGAUCACUAGGAUAUAUAGCUUUACUGAUGUCAGUUUUAACUAAAGGGACACAAGGUUAGCAAUGGACACUUCGCUGUGAAAAUACUUAAUACAUAAGCAUGGUAUUGCAUUUCUUAAUUGAGUUGAAGAUAUGACAUCGAUGAUAUAGACGAAGAAGGUGGCAACAAAAAGGAGUAAGUAAUAAAUGCAUAAUAAAUGCAUUAAAAAAGGCAAUGUGGUCCCAGAAAAUUUUGGUAACCAGAAAUAUAUCAUAAUCAAAAUGUUUUCGUGAUUCUUGCAUUGGGGAUUUUGUAGAUAUUAAUACAUCGAGACACUUUAACAACAAUUUGGAACAUUUUGUUUUCUUUCCUUAUUCAACAGAAGGCAUCAUCUGAGCAGACGAAGAUUUAUUCCACUACCAAAGAUGAAAGUAAAUCCAUCGACGCAUAAACACGCUCUAUUCCAAAAGCAAGAUGUAAGACCGAAUUUUAUUUCUUUUGAGUUCAUAGAGAUAGAUAAUACAAGGCAGAGCUCACAAUUUACGUAUAUGGUAGACUAACUCUGAGCAAUCGUGUGCUAAAAGUGAAUGUUUUUAUUUUCAGCUUGUUCUCGCACUUUAUCCUCAGACAACAUGUUUUUAUCGUGCUCUUAUCCAUGAACCUCCUUCAAGGGUAAGAAAUGACAACUUCACGCUGUGAAAACAUCGUGUGCCAUGAUAUAACAAUAUUGUUACAACCUUGUAACAUUCUUGUUAUAUCAUGAUUGCAUCAGACUUGUUAGGACAACCCUUGUAACAAGUCUGAUAAUGCCAUCAAGCUUGUUCCAAGUUGUUAACAGCUUGUUCCAAACUUGUUACAACUAGGAACAAGCAGUGUGAACAAUGAAUAUUCUGGAACGCUCACUCCAACCGGAAAUUUGAAGGCCAGUCUCAGUCUUUUCACGCACGCAAAGAGCGCUCAAUCAUGAUCUAAACACAUGGGACACGCGUAUCUUGGGGUCAAGAUUUGGCUUCAAGAAAAAGAUAGGCAGUUUAUCUGAAGAUGCUGUGUUAAGUGGUUAUAUUACUACCUUAAAAAACAAGCAGAAAUGCGACGUUUCGAGUUAGUAGCGUAACUCUUGACGAAGGGCCUUCGUUCGAAACGUCAAGUUUCUGCUUGUUUAUUUCAGGUAGUAAUAUAACCAUGGAUAAUAAAAUAAAUGGAUAGGACUCUAGCUGACGUAAGCAAAAACAACCUAGUUGCAAUCUGUGACGUCACGCGUAUUGCAAAGUUCUCGGCAUUCUUGUUGUUUCGCUAUACUUUCCGCUUUAAAAGAGUAAUAUUGAAGCAUAAACUGGUCUAAUUGUUUUAAAAACAUGCCUAAGCCACGACAAAGUAUUCAAGGUAAAUGUUUUUCGUCUUUGUUUUGUAUUUUUUUACAUUUGUAUCUACGAAAUUGGCGUCCCCAAUUUUAACGAAAUUUGGGAUGCCUAGCUUUUUCACUGUUUAGUGCUUGAAAUAUUUGCUAAAAUUGACUGGGAAUACUUAGAGAUUUCAUCGUAGAAUGGCGUGGUUAUAUUCAUUUGCUCUUUGACUAAAAUGUUUAGCUGUAUUAUUGCUAAACAUGCCGUUUUUGAGAAUUUGGUUUGCAACUAGGUUUCAACAUCCAAUCACGCCAUCAGCCCAUUGAAAACAUUAGGUCACGUCAGCUGGUUUCCUAUCCAUUUAUUUUGUUAUCCAUGGUAUAACCACUCAGCACAGCAUUUUCACAUUCAGUACUACCUACACUGGUACAGACAGUUUUAGUCUAUCUGAAGGUAACGUUCCAGUUCUAUUCAUUUCAAUGAUGCGAACACAACUAAAUGUACUAUAAGAUGUUUUGUUUUGCAGCCACAGGACGACUACUCCGUAUUGUUUGAAGAUACUUCGUAUCCUGAAGGAUAUUCACCUCCACUGUGUGUUGCGCAACGAUAUGUCGUCACGUCAAAAGAAAACAAACGAAGAUAAAAAUUUUGUAAAAAUGUGUAAAUAAUGUUUCUUUAGGAAUAGAGCAAAUCGAAAAGAGCGGUGUAUGAACAUUUAUUGUUUUGACUGAAAUUUCCACUUGCAGUGGUCGACACUUCAAGAUUUUUUUGGGGGUGGAUUUAGUUUACCAAUAUACAUGGUGUGUAAAAAGUUAUACCAGUAAAGAUCACGCUUUCAGCUGUCGAGUGCUACCCUUUUGUAUCAUUCUCACCAAAAAUUAGCCAAAUACGAAAGUUCAAGGUUGUACCAUCUUUGUAGACAAGUUCAUUUGAAAGUUGUAUCAUCAGAAACUAUUUAAUGCCGGUCGUAAUGCAUUUUUCAAUGGUUGUGAAUAGACUUAUGCAUAAUGACGUCACAAGGCUUGAUGCUCGCGAGGAAUGCUGGUC